Prunus armeniaca (apricot) is the source of this 234-nucleotide messenger RNA. The record is from the annotation of a GenBank genome assembly. NCBI's taxonomy places the organism in Eukaryota, Viridiplantae, Streptophyta, Magnoliopsida, Rosales, Rosaceae.
AUGGUUUCAAAAUCUCAAAGUAAGGAGGCUCAAGCGUCAAAAGGUCAAGGCAAGGACAUUGUAGUUUCAACGGUACAAAUGGGUGAAUCCAAAUAUGAUCCAAGCAAUCCUGCAAAGAAGAUGAGAUUUACUUCAUCCUCUGAGAAAGACCCAAGCUCUACAACAUUUGAUGAAGUGACAAAAUCGACUCGCGAUAUCAACACAAUGAGCCGUAUUGUGAAGAGAAAAAUCUAG